Molecule: messenger RNA, 8607 nt
Organism: Pelobates cultripes (western spadefoot toad)
Lineage: Eukaryota; Metazoa; Chordata; Amphibia; Anura; Pelobatidae
Source: the annotation of a GenBank genome assembly
UUAUGCGGCCAGUCCGCAUGCGAGGGUUCUGGGGAUGGAAGACAAAGUUUGGCUUCGUGCAGCAUUCAACCCAGUGCUAGAGAAAUUCUACACCCAGUCAUCAAAACAUCUGAAACAGGUAGGAGGACAGGGCUGCACUUUGAUGUCCUUGGAUAUUUAAAGGACCACUAUCAUGCCAGGAAAACAUACUCGUUUUCCUGACACUAUAAUGCCCCGAGGGUGCCCCCACCCUCAGGGUCCCCCUCCCGCCGGGCUCUGGGGAGAGGAAGGGGUUAAAAUCUUACCUUUCUCCAGCGCCGGGUGGGGAGAUCUCCUCCUCCUCAGCGACGUCAUCGGCUGAAUGUGCAUGCGCGGCAGGAGCCGAGUGCGCAUUCAGCCAGUUCAUAGGAAAGCAUUUGCAAUGCUUUCCUAUGGACGCUGGCGUCUUCUCACUGUGAUUUUCACAGUGAGAAGCACGCAAGCGCCUCUAGCGGCUGUCAAUGAGACAGCCUCUAGAGGCUGGAUUAACCCUAUUAUAAACAUACUAUGUUUAGAAAAAAAAAAAGGGUUAAGCUGAAGUGGUCUGGGUGCCUAUAGUGGUCCUUUAAGCUACAGAUAAAAUAAUGGGCAGAUUCUCCCGGAGGGCCGUUUUCUACCAAUACUGUGCUCGAGUAUGGAAAUGUCUCCACAAAACAAUUCUCUAGUUGCGUUAACUUUAAUGCGAUCUUCCAGACUGUUGAUAAAAGCGAGAAUCUUCAUAUUCUUUUUUUUUUUUUUUUACUUUAAAAUAUAUCUUGGUACUCUGUUGCUGUAUGUUUGAAUGACUGGAAAUGUCUUUGUCUGCGACUGAAAGUAUAUCUGACUGAAAUGUUUUGAUACUGUGCGGAGAACCCAGUGUUAACUUAGGAUCACAGUUAAUAGUUUCAGUAUAUUUGGAAAGAACAUGUCAAAUAACUGCCAUUAAAUUUUUUCUUAAAAUGGCUCUAAACCGUAUUACAGCUUUUCUUCUUUUACAGACCGACUUAGAGAACCUUUCACAAGCAAGUAAUUUCACUGUAUGCCAGGUGGAGAGAUGGUUCCGCAGGAGGAGAGACCAAGAGCGGCCAAGCUUGCAGAAGAAGUUUCGGGAAGCCAGGUAGAAGGGGAACUCUAGUCUGGUUUAAGGGAUUGGCACCUCUCUAGUCCUAAAUUGUUCAGUCACUCAGUGUAGACGUAUUCCUGGAAGUAGUGAAGGGUUCUUUAGUCCAAAGCAAAGCUCACUUUACUAUCGGUAUUCUGUAGGUCUGCCUGUGUCUGGAAUUUGAAGUAAACACACUUACUUUGAUCUCCCACUGAAACAUGCUGAAUUCGGAAUCGACCAGAAUACUUUUAUUCGAAUAUGAAUCAUAUUCAUUGCUACUCAAGCAUAGAAAAUACAUCAUCAAUGUAUCGCAAGUAUAGUAGAACUUUCUAUGACCACCAUUUUACGACACAAUGGUUUAGUAAAGUAAGGCCUUGUCCCGCAGUGCUUUCGUUCCUUCACUGAAUGUCAAUGUUACUAACCGAGGAUCUAUCGUCCCAUUUGGCUGCUAAGCUGUUUUGUCUUUCCCUGCUUAGUGAAUUCUGCCUUCUUUUGCAGUUGGAGAUUCACCUUUUAUCUUCUUGCUUUCAUUGCUGGCAUGGCUGUCCUUGUAGACGUAAGUAGUGUUUGGUUAGUAGUUUGUUUGUUUUUUGUUAUUUUUUUGUUUUUACUUUUUUAUUUGCACAGCAUGAGGUUUUGCAGGAAUUUUAAACUUGUUUCUUUUUUAAUGCUUUAUUUAUAAUUCAGUAUGCACAUAAUGCUUUAGAAACUGGGUCAGAUCAAGUUUGGACUGUCCCUUUACCUAUGUAGAUCUAAGUUUGAAUUGGUUCACAAAUCUAAUAUUUGUUUGGUACUUUAAAGGGUUACUCCAAGCACCAUGACCACUUCAGUCUUUUGAAGUGGUCAUGGUACCUGGAGGGUAUAUGUGCUGCAUUUUGCUAUGAAACGCUUCACAUACAGAGUUUAACAGCUCUGCUGCCAGAGAUGUCAUUAGCCGGCCCAGAAGUAGUUUUCUGUCAGCUAAUGUCAGUACUUCUAUACUUCUAUUCAUAGAAUGUCAUUCAUUGGCUGUCCGUGAUCUGCUGAUGCUCUCAGUGAAUGCAUAGUCGCCGUGAUCUGCACCUGGCUUCUGCAACCUUGCCGAAGCCGGAUGUCUUCACAGCCAGGAGGAGGGGACUGUCGGAGUCUGGUAGUACCAGGUAAGAGGCAAAUCAUUGCAAAAUGGCUUGCCUUAUUACCAGGGAAUGGCACCAGGGUACUCCUGGCAAAAUAACCACUACAGCAAGCUGUAAUGCUUAUGAUGCUUGGAGUAACCCUUUAAAUUUCAAAUUUUACAAAGUGCGUAAAGUCCACUAUUACCUUCUUAGCUGCUGUCAAAAUCUCAUAAUUUAAAGUCCUGAGUUUCAUCUGAAACGUCUUCUCUUCCCAGAAUGUGCAGAGCUUUCUACAUCCAAUGUUUUAUUAAAAGAAGUAGAUAAAUUACCUCUUGGAUAAUGUUGUUUCACCAUCAACUUGCGGUAAUGGCUUAAAAUGUAAUAAACUGGUCAGCCACAACAUUAAAACCACCUGCCUAAUAUCGUGUAGGUGCCCAUCGUGCUGCCAAAACAUCACUGAAAUGUUGUGGCAUCGACUUCACAAGACCACUGAAUUUAUCCUGUGGUAUCUGGCUCCAAGACAUUACCAGCAGAUCUUUUAAAGGAACACAAACGUGUAUUCCUAACCCCAUAGUGUUAAAAAAAUAUAUAUUUUGCUCCCCCCCCCCCUUUAAUUAUAGUAAAAACUCACCUUAUUUCCCGUGCUGCCCCUGAUCCACCUCCAUGGCUGACAUCAACAGAAUUGAUAAUCUCAGUCAAUCACAGUGCUUUCCCACACUGUGCAGCACUGACCCAGGAAGCACCUUCACUGGUUGUAACGGAUCACCUGGCACCCCGACUGGAUACCUCCGUUAAAGGAUGCUCCUAGCGCUUCCUGAGGACUCCAAGCACUGCAGCAGACACCACAACCACCGAACCGGAGAAGCAUAUGAAUCCUCACAAGCAUAUGAAUGCUGUAGACAGUUGAAUAGGAACCAUACGAAUAGGUUUACUCUCCUAGCAGUCAAACUGGAACAGCAUACAAUAAAUCCUUCCCCCAAUAAUGAGACGACACUUCACUUUGAGGGUUAAAACAGGAACUCCCUGUACUGUCACAUACAGUCUCUUUUAUUCCCAAUCCACAAACAUAGUACAGCCCACAGGGCGUUACAAAACAACCAAUCACAUCACAGUUAUAUCCCACAUAUUCCCUCCCCUUAUCCUGAGAGGAAACUCAAUUAUACAUACAGUUAAAACAUACUUUCUACCCAACUUUCAUAACUCCAAAACCAUACAUCACAUUCACAUAAAAUUACAUAUUCACAAUCAAUCCAUUCAGGGAACAACAUAUUCAAAAUGGCACAAAUCAGACAAGGGGUUCAAAAGUUAGUAAAAAGUCCUUUGUGACUAAAUGAAGCAUGGCUUUCUGGCCCAAACCAGUUUCAGAGUCUUCUAUCCUGGAGAUAAGUAAUUCAAUUAUCUCCAGGACAGACACAAGACUCCAUUAAGCACAUGGUUGCAAAAGACACAAAACACUUUAAAAUACAUAAAGUCACAUUUUACACAUAACACACAGACAUUUCACAUAUCCCCAGAUAGCUCAGGUCUGAGCGCACAUUAUUAAGUGAAUGGCGCUCGGACCACGCAAAUACAGUUUAAUCGCCAUGGAACCAAAGUCUUUACAGUCAGUUUCAUACGAAUGGGCUCCAUGGGAUUCCUAUCUGGGGUAUAACACAUUCACACAAGGUCUGGUCCAUAGUCCAAAGGCAAGAGGCGGGCAAGCAGCCCCCUCCAAGGAUACGUGGCGAGGCCGGUUUCGCCACAUUUCUCCCCUUUACCAUCCAAACUAACAGGGCAUCUGACCUCCUGCCGGUCAGUGCCCUGGUUAGUCCAGCAACCCACCCACGAAGCACAAGCAGCAAUACAGCCCACCCACAAUAACUGGUUACUACACCUGGAUAAAAUAGCAACUUGUCCAUGUCCAGGUGCCUCACCACAGCUGUGCGGGGGGCUGGUAGACUGCCUUGGUGGGUUGCUGAGUGGGCAGAAACCAGCGGUACUCUGCCCGGGUGCCAGCGCUACCACUGAAGUAGCCUGGUUGGAGCCUGGUUGGGGGAGGGGGAGACCGACUGUCUCCCCUCUGGAUACACUGCUCUGUGGCUGGGGGACAGGACCGACCGUCCCUGCCCCUGGUGCUGCAAGUGCAGAGACUACGGUCCCAUCUGCAUAGUUGUGGGGCUUAACAUCUCCCCUUGGUGGGUUAGGCUGCCGCUGGAGAGAGGGUGUAACAAGCUCCUCUCUCUGAACUGUAGACUGCCGCUGGGGAGAGGGGGUAACCUGCUCCUCUCCCUGACACUCUCUUUGCUGGUGGAGAGGGGGACCAACUGUCUCCCCUUUCAAUAUUUUGUCCUGCGGCUGGGGUGCGAGACAGAUGGUCUCUGCUUCCUGGGGUACACACUGCCGCUGGGGAGGGGGGGUAACAAGCUCCUCUCCCAUACAUACUUUCAGCCGCUGGGGAGAGGGGAUAACAAGCUCCUCUCCCUGACACUCUCUCUGCUGUUGGAGAGGGGGACCAACUGUCUCCCCUUUUAAUAUAUUGCCCUGCUGCUGGGGAGCGAGACCGACUGUCUCCGCUUCCUGCAGGACACACUGCCGCUGGGGAGGAAGUACAGCACCUUCAGCUCCCUGGGAUACAUACUGCCGCUGGGGAUCUGGGCUGACUGCCCAGCAUCCCUGUAGGGCCUGUAGAGAGACCUCGGUCCCAUCCCCACCUGCCAGCUGGGUGUCUUCCCAGGACAAGUCAAUAAGGUCUUCCAUCUCUGGGGCUGGUUGGGACAUAUGUGGUACAGUACCAAGGUUUCCUGAUAACAGGCUUGGUUGCUGGGGAGGAGGAACUAAACUCAAUGCUUCCGGUGGUAUACAGUCCAUAAGCCCCAUCAUGUCAGAGACAUGCGGCGUUAUACGUUGGAAUAGGCAAACAUAAUCCUGUUCUAGUUCCCACUCUCGGUUGGCAAGAAAAGAUAGAUCUGGCUAAAUGGCAUCGAUCUCUGUAAGGUCCCAGUUGUCUGCCCGCUCAGCUCGAAUGGACCAGAAGCGAGCAAUGUCGGUGUCUCCGAACCAGAGACAAGUUUCAAUAGUAUCCAACAACAAACCAGGGCCAUCGUAGUCUUCCCCCUCAAUACACUUGUACUCAAUCAGCCAUGGGUAGAGGUGGUAAACAUGCCACCGCAGGGCCCGAUAGGAAUCAUCCAGCCACACCUCAGUCUCAACUAGCGUCUCCAGUUCGCUUACCCAUUCCUCUGAGGGCUGGUUUCCCAAUAACGGCAUCCGCAGCUCUAGUUGUUCUGCUUGGCGCUGGUUAGUGGUCAGGAUUUCCUCGCACCGGAAGGGUCGAAUUUCGUCGAUGUCCUCCUUCCAGAGAUCGGUACGAAGCGCCACCCUCCACUCUGUCUCUCUUUCCUCUGGGAUAGGAUACUCCAUACUGCGCAUCACAUCCUGUAGUCGCUGCUGGAGCCUGGCGUCAAAGUGAGAUACUGCACGGCCUUCCAUCUCUGAAGUAGUGCUGGUUUUCCCAAAUCUUUAUGUAGACAGGGACGCUGUAUGAACACUAGCGUCACCUUCAAUUUGUAAAUCCACGAACUGUGUCUCUGAGCUGCUUUACCUCGCACUAGGACGCCAUCCCACCGCUUGCCACCAAUGUAACGGAUCGCCUGGCACCCCGACUGGGUACCUCCGUUGAAAGGAUGCUCCUAGCGCUUCCUGAGGACUCCAAGCACUGCAGCAGACACCACAACCACCGAACCGGAGAAGCAUAUGAAUCCUCACAAGCAUAUGAAUGCUGUAGACAGUUGAAUAGGAACCAUACGAAUAGGUUUACUCUCCUAGCAGUCAAACUGGAACAGCAUACAAUAAAUCCUUCCCCCAAUAAUGAGACGACACUUCACUUUGAGGGUUAAAACAGGAACUCCCUGUACUGUCACAUACAGUCUCUUUUAUUCCCAAUCCACAAACAUAGUACAGCCCACAGGGCGUUACAAAACAACCAAUCACAUCACAGUUACAUCCCACAUAUUCCCUCCCCUUAUCCUGAGAGGAAACUCAAUUAUACAUACAGUUAAAACAUACUUUCUACCCAACUUUCAUAACUCCAAAACCAUACAUCACAUUCACAUAAAAUUACAUAUUCACAAUCAAUCCAUUCAGGGGAACAACAUAUUCAAAAAUGGCACAAAUCAGACAAGGGGUUCAAAAGUUAGUAAAAAGUCCUUUGUGACUAAAUGAAGCAUGGCUUUCUGGCCCAAACCAGUUUCAGAGUCUUCUAUCCUGGAGAUAAGUAAUUCAAUUAUCUCCCAGGACAGACACAAGACUCCAUUAAGCACAUGGUUGCAAAAGACACAAAACACUUUAAAAUACAUAAAGUCACAUUUUACACAUAACACACAGACAUUUCACAUAUCCCCAGAUAGCUCAGGUCUGAGCGCACAUUAUUAAGUGAAUGGCGCUCGGACCACACAAAUACAGUUUAAUCGCCAUGGAGCCAAAGUCUUUACAGUCAGUUUCAUACGAAUGGGCUCCAUGGGAUUCCUAUCUGGGGUAUAACACAUUCACACAAGGUCUGGUCCAUAGUCCAAAGGCAAGAGGCGGGCAAGCAGCCCCCUCCAAGGAUACGUGGCGAGGCCGGUUUCGCCACACUGGUCGUCUGAGGAGUGGCCACUACAGGUGUUCCUGGGCUAUAAUGUAAACACUGCCUCUUCACCUCUUCAUUUACAAGAUUUGUCAUGGCUCUCUUGCCAAAACUGAAUUAUGAUGUAAUUUGCUAAAUAUUUAAUAUAAAUUUAAAAUAAAAUGGUGUAUCUCAUAAAAAAAGGUUAACACACAUUGUUGGGGAAUGUUCAGUGUUUUAUUCAGUGGUCUAAGUGGAUUUGCACUAAGUACGAUUCUGGCUUCUUGUAUAGUUUUCCUGCUACUAAGUGUUUGUGUGUAUGUGGCUCCAUACAGAAUGAAUGAGGUAUGUUCUACCCAUUCACCAGGCUGAAAAUUUUUUUAAUUCUACUGGGGUUUAUUCCCUCAAUACAUUUAAAUUUGAACUAAAGGGACAUUUCUUUAGCACCCGGUUGCUUUAAGAAGAGGGUCCUGAUUAUUGAACAUAAACAUUAUUGAACGUAUUUGGUUUUCAAAUCUAUGCAUGUGACAUCCAGGAAGAAUGAUUCAGUAGGCAAAUGAAGAGGAAUGAAGCAAAACGUAUUGAUGUGCCUCUGUAUUACUGUAAUAUGCAAAUGAUGGCCUUUCCUGGUGUGGAAUGAGAUUUGCAUUUGGGAGGCCCUCCUCUUUGUGGCAACCUUAUUAAUCUAGUGGGUUUAAACUGUUUGUUCUCCUUCUAAAUUUGUAUAUUUUUUUUCUUUAGCUGUACAAAUGUGCGGUUUGUUGCCUCCUUAAUAAUGGCUGGUUUGGUGGGAGCUAAAUGUAGGCUGUUGGGAUAUAUUCUGGAGCAAAUUCCAGCUGUUGAAUCUGGAAGGUCUGUUGGCUCAGUCGUGGCUUUGUUCUCUCCAUGGCUGCUGCCCAGCUUUCAUACAUCGCCCCAUGGAUCCAGCUCCUCAAUCUCUUCUGAGCUCGUCAUUAGCUCCAUCAAAAUAAAAGAUUUGGGUGUUUUUGUUUUGCCUUGUUUUCUCAGUCAUACUGUACACAAGACAUUUUUCACCAAACUUCUCUAAAAUGUUAACAUGGUACUGUGAGUGUUCUAUGGGUGUGAUUAUUUUAAUCUGCAAUAUUCCUAAAAUAUAUCAAAGUGCAGAUAUUAGUUUAUAUCUGGACUUGGCUGGAGACUGGCUGAAUCUGACAGAGAAUACCUUUUUCUGCCUAGCUGCCACUUUAGGGCCAAAAACCCAUCAUGUUCAUUCAUGUUAUGAGAAAUCUGGGAGAUAGUGGCACAGGAAUGAUUUGGGUGGCUAUAAUUGACCGCCAUGCUUUGUGUAUGAGCAAAGCUCUGAAUUUCUUCACUGCAAAGGCCUCUGCUUGGUGUCCGGGCAAUGUAUAAACAAGCGUUUCAUUUAUGGAGGUGUUUUCUGAUAAUUCCAAAGAGGGUUCUUUCCAGCCCUUUACAAUUUUUCUUAAAAUAUGGGGGUGAGGAAGUGGUGUUGCUUGACUCUGCAAACACUGUCUUCUAGUUUCCACAAGCGACCGCACUGCUCACAAUCGUAUUUCUUAUCAUUCUAGAAGCCUUGGUUCCACGAUCUCCGGGAGGUCUGGAAGGAUUUCCCUAAGCAGGUAACGGUCAUUGUGAGACAAAAUGUUGACAGUUUUAAUUCUCUAAAUAUUAUUUUUAUUAUUAUUAUUUGGUUUUGGUCUCUGCUUAACUUUCAUUGUUCACGGACUUCAAAACCACAUGCAAUAGUACUGCUGGCGUCCUGCUGUUAUCAGGCCGCUUGCCACGAUAAUGGAUUGGCAGGAGCGAGGGUGUUCCCUCUACCAUGUAGCAGUAACGUAUGCAGCAGCUAA